Molecule: messenger RNA, 1209 nt
Organism: Sparassis crispa
Lineage: Eukaryota; Fungi; Basidiomycota; Agaricomycetes; Polyporales; Sparassidaceae
Exons: 8
Coding region: 1-1209 (402 amino acids)
Biological process (GO): peptidyl-serine phosphorylation; peptidyl-threonine phosphorylation
Molecular function (GO): protein serine/threonine kinase activity; ATP binding
Source: RefSeq, a predicted model, not a curated record
AUGAGCUCCGUCGAGCCUAAGCAUCACAUACAACCAUCGAGCCUGCCCGAGUCGCUACAGGCGUGGAGAGAGACUGAUCCUCUGCGCAAUCAACGGUGGGCAGAGCCGUGGGAGGUCCUGCGACCUUUCUUUAAGGCAGCAGGCUACGAACUCUAUCGUACAAAAGCAGUCCCUGGCGCGUUCACUGUUCCCAUAUCAGCGACGCCGCCUGCUCUCGAGUCCUUCGGCCUAUAUGGGGACAGGAGCAACUUCGUCAGCAGUUUCUCUCCAUUUGCGCAGCUGUUUGCUGCUCGAGACAGAUUGAAUCGAGACGUUGUCAUAAAGGUGAUUUCAAAGGGAACCGAAGGGGCUAAUGAGCGGAGAACACUGGAACUGCUCAACUCGGAGCCUCUGCGAUCAGAUCCAGCUAAUACAACGGUCCCGGUCCUAGACUUCCUUGAAUACGAAGACUAUUGCUUCGCCGUCAUGCCCUGUUGUGGUAGUUCUAGUUCGUACCCCUUUCUCUACGCAUCAGAAUGUCUUGACUUUGCGGAACAGUUACUGGAGGCCCUCUGUUUUUUACACAAACACCGUAUAGCACACUUGGACAUAUCAUUCGAGAAUGUUGUGGUUAAUCACCACGGAAAGAUGCCAAAGAAGUACACGUAUGACCAAGAUCGGAAAGGGUUGAAGAUAUGGCCUCCCUUAGAAUGGAGAUCGACGUUCCCCGUGCGGUACUAUUUACUGGAUUUCGGUAUCUCUGUUCAUUUUCCAGAGGAUCUACCUCUAUCUCGAUGUACUAUACUCCCUUUCCCGCAAGGCCGGAUGCAUAGAGCCCCUGAAACGCUUGGCAAGAAGGCAUUCAACCCGUUUGCGGCCGACGUAUAUCAAAUAGCACGUCUCCUCUAUGCUUGGUUUCCGGACCUGGCAAAUGACGUGCCAGAUCUUCUGAAGCUAUUGCAAGACAUGUCGUAUUACAACCCGUCUGGUCGGAUCACCGCCAGUACGGCUUUAUCGCGCCUGCGCACUUUGCGUACCGCCAUCGCAGAAGAAAAGCUGACAGAGCUUCGAGAACGAAAUAUUCUCCACUACCUGAUUAUUCCGAGGAGUAACCUACGUCUUUUGCGUGAAAUUCUAGAAACCGGUAAUUGGAGUUUGGCAGGUCAAUACACGUGGUGGUUGUUGAAGUCCUGGUUGUCCAGAAUAUUAGGCAAGGAGAAGAUGAACUAG